UCUCUGUGACAGACUAAAUAAAACCAAAUUUUGCUGUUAAUUUUUUUCAGUAUAACUUUACGAGCUGCUCCUGGUAUGGAGCCUGGUGUGGGGUCAAAGGGCAAUUAUUCACACAUUUACAAGGUUUUAGCACAGAUGAGAGCGAGCAAAGAGAUUUUAAAUAUUCAUGUGAGAGAAGGGAAGUUACAAGGGUUUAUAAUUAUCACUUCCAUUUAUUGUCUGUUGCUUCCAGUAAGCAGCUCGCUGUGCAGCAGAGGAAGGAAUGGAAAUGGUUUCUGCCAGGAAGGAUGCAAAUGAUCCGAGUUUGACUGGAACGACUCGAAGGAACAAGAUUCAAAAAAGAUUUAAAAUAGAAAAUGACAAGAAAAACAUUCAGAAACACCUGCAGGCCCAGAUUCAGCUGCAGGAGGAUUCAGUGUUAAAUCAACAGGCUGCGUGCUGAAAAUAAUUCAUGUUUAAGAAUUAAUUAAUAAUAAUAGACCUGGGAAUCCUGUAGCAACAAUCAGCGGAUCAAACUUUAUUCCUGGGAAAUCUGGGAAGAGAAAUCAACAAGUUUCAUCAGAAAUGACAGAGUUGAACCCCAACCUCACCGUUUCCUCCACGUCUCCAUUUCAUCCUCUGUGAUAACCACAGGUUAUGAUUUAUUUAUUCUCAAAGACUCACUGAAUGACGCACGCAGUCACCAAGCAGCUCAUCUUAAAUUUUCCUAAGAAAUUAAAUGCAAAUCUAGGUUCACCUUUCCUCAGCCUGCAGCGUGGCUAAUCAUGAGCUAACUCACCAUUUUACACAUUCACUGACAGACACGUCUGGUUUGGAUUUUCUAGGCUUUUACUGUCAACAUAAUCGGAGUAAAUACAGUUUUAAGAAAAUGUUCAGAAAAAUCUCUGCAAGCUAAUCUAUGAAAAAAAAAAUUUUUACAUUAUAAAAUAAAACUGAGCUCAACUUCAUAAGCCACAAACAGGCUGGGCAGCUUCUGACCGUAGAUCCAGGAAAACAGAACCUGCCUGGCUGCAUGAAGGAGAAAAAACCAGUUUCUCAAAGUAGGGUCUGCGUCCCGCUGGGGGGCCACCAGGAGGCGCUAGGUGGGACUCUGAAUAGAAGUUAAGAAAAAAUGCUAAACUUUAAAAAAAAAUUGUAUACUUUUUGAUAAUUUUAUCCUGAAAUGUAAUCUUUUUUAAUUUUUAUUUUUAAACAUAAGCUAAAAUAAUUUUCUGAAAUGUUAUUUUCCAUCUUAAUUUUUUCUUGCUUCUCAAGUUAGCGUAGCAGAGCAAAAUGGACAAAACGAUUCUGACCAGAAAAAUCCAGGAGAACCGUCCAGAACCUUAAAUCUUUUAUGUUCAUAAAUGUUUACAGGUAAACAUUAUGAUGGGAGAAAAACAGGAAUAAACUUCUGCCAAAAACUCACAUUAAUCUAAGAAAUGUAUUAGAAGAAAAACGGAAGAUUUUUAAGUUUCAAAAGUAAAAGACAUUUUGACUAUUGACCCUAAAUUGUUUUCUAGAAAAUUUCAGAAAUUUUCCUUGUAAAUGAUCAACUAUUCAAACUCAGAAGUUUCCUUGUUUUCUCUAGAAAAUAAACUGCAAAUUCUUUUUCUAGCAAAACUUCGAUUAUUCAAGCUUAGAAAUGUCUUUGUUUAGUUUAGUUUUUUUAAUUCCUGAGUUUAAUUUCAACAUUUCUAAAAAAAAAAUCCAAGUUCCGAGUUUUUCCUUAAACUAAAUUUCAGAGUUUCUGAGUCUUUUGACCGACGUUUCUAUCUGCUCUAAUGAACAGUCGCAAAAUACAGACAAGAACAGAAAGUUGAUCAAAAAGCCGUAAAGUUAUUGUUUCUUUUACAGAAUGAACAUAAUUUCACAGAAAUGACAUUUUUAUUCCAAAUCAGUCACAUUUUAAGAACUAGAACUAGAACUAGCUCGUCCUCAGGUGAGAUCUGGGCCUGCUGCAGCAGCAGCAGCUCCAGCUGCAGCAGCUCCUGACUUUUUGGCCUCUUGGUGAAGACCUGCAGUAAAAGGUGUUUCCCUCCUGCUGAAUAUUUGACAAGCAAAUAAUAUGUUAAUUUGUCCGCCUGGAGCCAAUCGUGUGAUUGUUGGUCCAGAUGCCCGCAGUGCCGCUCUGCCCUCAGCAAACUGCGCUCCGUGCGGGUGAAGCUGUUUGUUUUCAGGUGGGGCGUUUCUCUGCUGGUGCGCGGUCCCGACCUGCUCCGCUAUACAAAGGAUGAAGGAUCCCGGCCAGAGCAAAGCCUCAGCCCGCUCCGAAGCGCCCAGCAUGGCUCUCCUCCGGCACAUCGGGACCUGCCUGCCCUUCUUCCUGCUCGCCGUCACCUUUGACAUCCUGGGCCUGGUUCUGCUGUUCGUCGGGAUCUUCGGCGACCUGCGCAUCGACGGCCUCUUCUACGGAGACUUCUUGAUCUACUCGGGCUCCCUCAUCAUCUUCGCCAGCCUGGCCUGCUGGCUCAUGUGGUACGUGGGCAACAUCCGGGUGUCGGAGUACGACGGGCAGAGGAACAGCAUCGCGCUGCUGGCCAGGAAGAUCUCGGAGAGGCUGAGCCUGAAGCUGAAAGGGGAGGACUGCGUGAAGUGCGUGGUGGAGGACGAGGACCGCAGCCAUGCGGGGACUCCUCCGAUGAAACCGGGCAAGGUGACGUGGGGCAAAUCCACGGUGUACGUGAACGAGGGCUACGACGGCUCCACGGACGGCGCUGACGGGGAGCAGUCCGUGGACUGACCGGCUCGGUUCGCAUCCAGCCGCUUCCUGUCGGUCCAAAUGUUGAAAUCUGCAAAAACUUUCAGGUUUAGAAGUUAAAUCCAGGACUGAAGGUCCAGCUUUCACUACUGUCUCAUUUCAAAAACAAUCUGCAAUAAUUAUUUCAAGUUUGUUAAUGUUUUAACUAGGGUUAGUGAUUCUGAUUAUUUAUUAGAAAAUAAUCAAUAUGUGAUCCGCUUUUAGCCUAUAAAAGUUCAACUGAUCCAGUAGAGCCUUUUAUCAUUCAUAUUAUAACAGAUUUAUUAAUGUAGCUGUGAAAUCAGCUGAGGUGCAUCGCUGCAGGUAAAGAUUAGGGUGAUGGUUCAGAGUCCGGAGCUCAUCUGAAAACCAGUGAAGAAAUGAAGCUAAAAAAUGUUCUGAUUCCUGCAAACUGAUUAUUCAAUUGUAUAUAAGAGCAGAGCAUAUUCUAAAUUAAUAUCCAUUAUUUUGUUUUAUUAUAUUUUAGAUCAGACAUUUCUUGGUUGACAAACAUUAAAUCUAAAUCUGUCAGGGCUAUGUAUAAUUCUGGAUUAUUCUGUUCAAACAGAGGAUUCAUCAGCUGUGAUAUUUCAGUUUAUUUGAAGUGAAAUUGUUGUUCUGUUCAUAUCUUUGUUUUGUUUUCUGAUAACUGAUUGUUGAAAGUACACACUGAUUCACUAAACGCACAAAACGCAACUUUAAUCUGAUUUCAGUCGUAUAAAGUUUCUCAUAAACUCUGAGGAUUUGUUCUCCAGCUGGAGGAAGUGUCAGGAAGUUUCACCUGUUUUUGUUUCGUGUUUCUGCUCAGCGACAGAAAAGCCCAGUCAUGCUUCCUGUUGGGCUCUGGUCAGACUGGUUUGACUUCUUGGUGAGCUUUUGUUUGUUGUGGUAUUAAAAUCCUCCUCAGCGCCUCGAACGCCUCCUGACUCUGAAACGGAGACAAACGACCCCACCUGGAGGAAACCACACAGUCACACAAAGACCAGAAACUUCCAGCUUCCUUUAACCAGAGCCGACCCGUUCUUAUAAACCUCCGUGUCCCUGACGCACUACUUCCUGCUAGUCAGGAGGGUCAGAGGUCAAACGAGGUGUGAACUUUCCAUGAUGUCCAAGAACUGUUACAAAAUCUCAAAUCAGUAAAAUUCACUUUGCAAAGAUGCCGUUUGACCAACCAGCUGGGUUUUCAUGUCAGAGGUUCUGAUUGCCAUCAGGUUUCUGGCUGAGAUGCAGAGUCAGGCAUGCAGGGAGAAACCGGGCCGUCAGCUGGAGGAACGGCCCGUCCAUCCGGUACCGGUCCUGCCACUGACACUCAGCUAUGACAGAAAUGUAAGGCGUGCUUUCAGUGAAUAACAAUGAUGCUUCAGACCGGAACAGCAGUUUUCUGGAGCGACCGGCUCCGGGCCGCGUCACUCCACCAGCAGACAGCCAGCCAUCCGCACCGGCGCCGCCGGCCCAAACAUGGAGGAGGGAAAGUGCACCACCUUCUUCAUCGGCCUGGCCAUCUUCCUGGACGUGGUCGGCCUCCUGCUGCUCCUCAUCGGCAUCUUCGCUCCGCUGCCCUACUGGGACUUCUUCGUCCUGUCCGGGCCGCUGCUCAUCUUCCUCAGCCUGAUUCUGUGGAUAUUCUGGUACCUGGGGAAUCUGACCGUCUCUGAGGAGGAGCUCAACCUCCGAAAGCCGGACAUCCUGUGACCUCCUCGGCCUGGAUGAGGGCAGAUCGGGUCAGAUCGGGUCAGAUCAGGUCGGAUCAGGUCCAAUCAGGUCAGAUCAGGUCGGAUCAGGUCCAAUCAGGGCGGAUCCGGUCUGAGGCGUCAACAUGAGGAGAGAAUGGAUGGAUCCACAUGAAGCAGCCUGGAAAUCAGGAUUGGUCUCUCUGGAGGCUGACUGAAGGAAAUGGGAUUCAACCUGAACUCUUGUUUCUGGACCAGGAACCAGAACCAGCUUCCCGUCCAACUGGACCUCCAUGAUUCUGACUGUGGUUCUUGUUAUCAGCUGGACGCUUUACAGAACUGAGCCUGGUUGUGUUUCUGAUCCACAUGUUGUCAGUUUGGGUUUAAAUUUCAGCAAGUCGUUGCACAUUUAUGUAUGAAGGACGAUAUUCUGAACUAAAAGUGCUUUGAAAUGA
Molecule: messenger RNA, 4841 nt
Organism: Poecilia latipinna (sailfin molly)
Lineage: Eukaryota; Metazoa; Chordata; Actinopteri; Cyprinodontiformes; Poeciliidae
Gene: tmem238l
Product: transmembrane protein 238 like
Exons: 1
Coding region: 2210-2719 (169 amino acids)
Source: RefSeq, a predicted model, not a curated record